AUGCUGCUGCCGGGACCCGCGCGCCCGCCGCCCACGCCCCAGCCCGCGCAGCAUCCCGGCCUCCGCAGGCAGGUAGAGCCGCCGGGGCAGCUCCUGCGCCUCUUCUACUGCACUGUCCUGGUCUGCUCCCGGGAGAUCGCCGCGCUCACGGACUUCUCCGGCUACCUGAGCAAACUCCUGCAGAACCACACGGCCUACGCCUGCGACGGUGCCCACCUGACCCUGCGGUGCCCGCGGCACUCCGCCAUCAGUGUGCAGUCGGCGUUCUACGGGCACGGCCACCGAGCGUGCGGUGCGCAGCAGCCCGCCGCCCAGAGGGAGGACGGCCUCACCUGCGUGGCACCCACCACCUUCCAGAAGGUGUUGGACGAGUGCCAGAACCAGCGGGCCUGCCACCUCCUGGUCAACAGCCGCGUGUUUGGACCCGACCUUUGUCCAGGACGCAGUAAAUACCUCCUGGUGUCCUUUAAGUGCGAGCCUAAUGAAUUGAAGAACCAAACCGUGUGUGAGGACCGAGAGUUGAAACUGCACUGCCACGAGUCCAAGUUUCUCAACAUCUACUCCGCCACCUACGGCAGGAGGGCCCAGGACCGGGACGUGUGCGCCGCGGAGGCCGAGCGGCUGCCCCCCUUUGACUGCCUGUCUUACUCGGCUCUGCACGUCCUGUCCCGGAGGUGCUACGGGAGGCAGCGAUGCAGGGUCCUGGUCAGCAGCCAGCAGUUUGGGAGCCCCUGUCUGCCAGGCGUGAAGAAGUACCUCACCGUCACCUACGCCUGCGUUCCCAAGAACAUCCUCACAGCGAUCGAUCCAGCCGUGGCCGACGCGAGCCCUGCCCCGGAGCAGAGAGAUGGUGGCUAUGGUGUCAACAUUGACCCGAGCGGAUCGAGGGUUCCGAAGAAAGACGGGGUUCUUGUCAGCAACUCUCUGGCAGCCUUCGCGUACGUGCGCGCCCACCCCGAGAGAGCGGCCUUGCUGUUCGUGUCCAGCGUCUGCAUCGGCCUGGCACUCACGCUGUGCACCUUGGUCAUCAGAGUGUCCUGCGCCAAGGACCUGCAGAAGCUGCAGCUGGCGAGGGAGCGCCUGGCACCGGGACGCGACGAGGCCGAGGAGGACAGCGCGGACGCCGAGCAGGGCGAGGACUCCUCCGACUCCGACUUCCCGGGGGAGCCGCCGGGGUUCGGCUGGGCCCCCCAGCCCGCGUACACGUCCGUGGAGACGGCGGAGCUGGCGGAAAGGAUCGAGCGCAGGGAGCAGGUCAUCCGGGAGAUCUGGAUGAACAGUGGCCUGGACGCCUCGAUGCCCAGGAGCACGGGCCCGUUCCACUGAGCCGGGCGCGCGCGGUGCCGUCGCACCUGCGAGCGGGAGCCUGUGCCCGGGGCCCG
Molecule: messenger RNA, 1382 nt
Organism: Molossus molossus (Pallas's mastiff bat)
Lineage: Eukaryota; Metazoa; Chordata; Mammalia; Chiroptera; Molossidae
Gene: EVA1C
Product: eva-1 homolog C
Exons: 8
Coding region: 1-1326 (441 amino acids)
Cellular component (GO): extracellular region
Molecular function (GO): carbohydrate binding; heparin binding
Source: RefSeq, a predicted model, not a curated record